GGGAGGACGGGCUGAUUGCGGAGCGGAGCCGCUCGGCCGCCAUGUUGCCGCCCGCGGUGUAUUUAGGAGCCGGGGUCGGGCCCUGAUGCGUUGCCUCCUCCUACUUUUCCUCCUCGGCUACUACUGAGAGACCGUGAGGCGCGGAGGGAGGGGGGGGAGAAAGGGAGGAAGAGGGAGAGAAAGAGCGGUUCAAAAAUUAAACCGCGGCUUCGCCUGAUUCUUCGCUUUCUGGCUCCAGUCGCCGUUUGGUUUGAAUUUUGAGUCGAGUUGGACCCGGUCCGGUCUGGUCUGGUCCGGUCCGGUCGAGUCGGGUCGAGUCGAGUCGGUCGGUCCGUCGAGGCGAGGGAGAGAGACACGGAGACAGACACCCAGACACACAGACAGCGGCACAGUCGCUGUGGUUUAUAUGUAUAUCUAUAUCUACUUUUUUGGCCUGAAGGAAAUGAAAGAGAUGUCAGCCAGUAGUGUUAUGCUGGGGACACAACCUCAGCAGUCUCUGAAGCAUUAUGGGAUUACUUCUCCAAUUAGCCUUGCCUACCCCAAAGAAAUAGAUGAUAUUUUUACUCAGAAGUUGAUUGAAGCCUUGAAACCAUUUGGAGUAUUUGAGGAAGAAGAGGAAUUAAACCACAGAUUAGUUGUUUUGGCUAAAUUGAACAAUUUGGUUAAAGAGUGGAUUGCAGAAAUCAGCGAAACAAAGAAUCUUCCACCAUCAGUUAUAGCAAAUGUUGGUGGGAAAAUAUUUACAUUUGGGUCGUAUAGACUCGGAGUACAUACAAAAGGUGCUGAUAUUGAUGCACUUUGUGUUGCACCACGCCAUGUAGAACGGAGUGAUUUCUUUCAGUCUUUCUUUGAAAAGUUAAAGCAACAAGAAGGAAUCAAGGACUUGAGGGCUGUAGAAGAUGCUUAUGUCCCAGUUAUCAAGUUUGAAUAUGAUAACAUUGAGAUUGAUCUUGUAUUUGCUAGGCUGGCUUUGCAAACAAUUCCAGACAAUUUGGACCUCAGAGAUGAUUCUCGUCUUAAAAAUCUUGACAUCCGAUGUAUACGAAGUUUAAAUGGUUGCAGAGUUACAGAUGAAAUUCUUCACUUAGUACCAAACAAAGAGAACUUCAGGUUAACUCUUCGAGCCGUUAAGCUAUGGGCAAAAAGGCGUGGAAUUUACUCUAAUAUGCUUGGAUUCCUUGGUGGUGUUUCAUGGGCUAUGUUAGUGGCACGAACCUGUCAGUUGUAUCCUAAUGCAGUUGCAUCCACUUUAGUCCACAAGUUUUUUCUAGUUUUUUCCAAGUGGGAGUGGCCAAACCCAGUGCUGCUAAAACAACCAGAGGACAGCAAUUUGAAUCUGCCAGUUUGGGAUCCACGGGUAAAUCCAUCUGACCGAUACCACUUGAUGCCAAUAAUAACCCCUGCCUACCCUCAGCAAAAUUCCACAUUCAAUGUGUCUUCAUCAACUCGAACGAUAAUGGUAGAAGAAUUCAAACAAGGUCUUGCCAUUACUGACGAAAUACUCCAAAGCAAAACAGACUGGUCUAAACUCUUUGAACCACCUAACUUCUUUCAAAAAUAUAAGCACUACAUUGUAUUAACAGCCAGUGCAUCUACUGAAGAGCAUCACUUAGAAUGGGUUGGACUUGUUGAAUCUAAAAUUCGGGUUCUUGUUGGCAACCUUGAACGAAAUGACUACAUCACUCUUGCCCAUGUAAACCCACAGUCUUUUCAUAGCUUGAAGGAACAUCACAAUGUGGAUGAUUAUGUUACCAUGUGGUUUAUUGGGAUUAUUUUUAAGAAGGUGGAAAAUGCAGAGAGCGUCAACAUUGAUCUGACACAAGACAUUCAAUUAUUCACCGAUACAGUAUACAGGCAGGCAAACAACAUCAACAUGCUUAAGGAGAAAAUGAGAAUAGAAGCCACACAUGUCAAAAAAAAACAGCUCCAUCAUUAUUUACCAGCUGAAAUUUUGCAGAAGAAAAAGAAGCAAAGUGCACCAGACAUUAAUCGAAAUUCCAGUGGCACCAUCAGUAAUGCAAAUCGCACAUCUUUGGAAGGCAACCUUUUGGAUACUUCAAGGGACACGGAUAGUGGUUCCCCUUUCAGUUCUCCUGCACUGUUGCAGAAACCUUCUAAACCAAAUCCUCUUGGAACAGAGGAUUUGCAGAAAAACAGUACAUCUCCUGAGAAAAUACAAGUUACAGAUACAACCAAAAUGUCACCUGGUGAAGAGAAUGAGCCUACCUCCACAGGAAAUCCCACUAUUUCUCAAGCAGUCUGUACCAUCCCCACUGUGGUUGGGCGCAAUGUAAUUCCCCGUUUGACUUCUCCAUCUAACCAGCCUCUGCCAAAUGGGACCAGGCUAAAUCCUAGCCCAAACAGUUCUACUUCAAAAAGACCUCAUUCUCCUAUAUUGGAAGAAUCUCCAAAACGACUGAAAGAUCUCCAAAUGCUGUGUGCCAUUGAACCAGAUGAUUCUGCUUUCAAGCAGCCGCAUUCAUCAAAUGAAGAGGACGGACAAAAUUCUCAGAAGGAUCGACAGGACAACCACGCAGAAGUGAAAUCCAUGCCCAUUCCAACAAUUGAUACAAGAUCACAGAGACUACCUAGCAAGGAGCUACCAGAUGUGUCUUCUCCAGUCCCUACGAGUAGCAUUCGCGUCAUUAAAAAUUCGAUCAGAUUAACCCUUAAUCGGUAGCAACACUGCCAGGUAAACCUAGCUUGUAAUUGUCAAACCAUUCAGGCAUGUUGAUUUUGUUUUCUUUUGUUUAACUUAAAAAAAAUUCUGCUGCCCUAUACUAAGCGGAGCACUCGUCUGUAAUUUCCACCCUGACAUGAUGUUGGGAAGCCAGAAGAUGGUAUGGCUUUGUGGGUUCUGGCUCAGUUGGUGGGUCUGCUCUGCUUAUCACAGAGUAGAUGCGGGUACCAAUACCUGAAGUACAUUCAGUUUGAAAAGCUACGUAUGUGCUGAUGACCGUCUCUGAUGGUUCGCCAACAUCCUUCAACUCCAGGCCUUUUUUUUAAAAAAAAGAAGCAAUCGUAGCCUUAAUGGAUGGAAUAGCUUCUGGCCUUGUGUUGAUCAAGCAAUGUCUCGACUUGUUUGUUUGGGAUACCUUAAAUUAUGUAUUUGUGUAUGUGUGUAAAUACUUGUGAUCAGCCUUUUUAUUGAAAAAUCAGUAUUGCAUUGACCAGUUCUUUCAAGAAGGCUGAAGUGUAAUUUUAAUAAUUGUAAAAUAAUUUAAAAAAAAGUGUCCUGUGAUGUAUCUUACGUUAAUUUCCCUCUUACGUUGUGUGUGUGUGUGUGUGUGUAUAUAUAUGAAAAACCCAAAAAAAUUGUAGUCUAUUUUAGUUAUUGGUAUUUGGGAUUUUGAGGUUAAAAAUAUUUAGCUAAGGUUAAACAAGUUGCAGAAUUGAAUCACUUUUCAAGAAACUGUUUGCAAGGAAAUUUUGCUUCUGGCUUAGUACCUAAUACUGACCAGUGAUAAGUCUGCUGAUUUCUAGCAUAUAUAAGCACUGCAUUUAAAUGUCCACAAAGCAGAACAAUAAGUUUAGUUAUUUCCUUAAAGUAUACUUUUUCUGCUGUAAUCUUCAUUGCCAUUGUGAUUUACAUUUUCCAAUGCAUUCAGUUGAUCCUGUUUUGUAGACCUAAAUAUCCAUAUGUAUUUGAAAGAAUAUUUUUGUAUUUACUUGUAAAAAAAAAGUCACUUUUCA
Messenger RNA from Callorhinchus milii (elephant shark), 3693 nucleotides. Its product is annotated as poly(A) polymerase gamma. The transcript has 22 exons. Lineage: Eukaryota; Metazoa; Chordata; Chondrichthyes; Chimaeriformes; Callorhinchidae. Gene Ontology annotation, molecular function: RNA binding; poly(A) RNA polymerase activity. The record is from RefSeq and is a predicted model, not a curated record. Gene Ontology annotation, cellular component: nucleus. Bases 407 to 2680 code for a protein of 757 amino acids.